Messenger RNA from Scheffersomyces amazonensis, 2364 nucleotides. RefSeq names its product Dem1p (gene DEM1). NCBI's taxonomy places the organism in Eukaryota, Fungi, Ascomycota, Pichiomycetes, Serinales, Debaryomycetaceae. Gene Ontology annotation, biological process: interstrand cross-link repair. The record is from RefSeq and is a predicted model, not a curated record. The coding region runs from base 171 to 2135 and encodes 654 amino acids. The transcript has a single exon. Gene Ontology annotation, molecular function: single-stranded DNA 5'-3' DNA exonuclease activity. Gene Ontology annotation, cellular component: mitochondrion; nucleus.
UUAAUUAAAUUCCCCUAGUAUGUACAACUUGAUCUAACCUUAACCUUAAAAGGAGGUGGAGGUAGAUUAUUGAUUACACAUUUCCAUUUUCAUACGCGCAAAAAUAUAAAUAGUGAUCUAUAAUCACUAUUAGUUUAUUAUUUUUAUUUUACAUACAUUAAUACCAUGAUAUGACGAUAAUACCAACUAAUAAAGGCUAUUGGACAGUAGCGAGAAGAGUUUACUCAAAUGUUUCAAAACAUACAAUUUCCAAACCUGAAUUAAGUAGUACAUUUGGAAUUCAUCAAGAUAGAGUCAUUAGUAACGAUGAGUUAACUACUGAAGAAUCUCCUAUUGAACUUAAACCAAACAUGAAAAUUAGUAGUCAUAGUAAUGAAGAUAUAAGAUCCUUACUUAAAUCCUUUAUAUUACCGCAUAACCAUAUAUGUCAGGCAGAUGAUACGACAGAUCUUGAGAAUAAUGCUUUACAGAAAUUAUAUUUCAAUUGGAAAUUACCAUCAUCUAGUUCAUUACCAUUACAUAGUAAUAUAUCUAUUGAUCCAUAUGAGUUCUUUGCCACAAAUAAUGAUGAAAAUUCAUAUAUAGCAAAUCCAAGAUUAUCUGUGACUCGAUUAUUAACUACUUCCUGGUGUGAAUUACGUGAUUAUUAUACUGUUUAUGCGGGAUCACCACUCACCCAGGUUACACAACAAAUGAAAUUAGGUUCACAGCAUCACAUACGAUUAGAAACUGAAAAGCAUGCUGUAAUUGAAACUGAAACUGUAGCACAAGUUUUGAAAAAUCACUAUAAUUUAAAUAAAGAUUUGAUUUAUGACUUAAUAGAACAAAUUGAAGAUGAAGAAACUAUACUGAUCUAUGAACAGAAAUUGGAAGAAUUUAAUGCAUUUAUGACUGGAAAUGUAGAAGAAGGUAAAAUAGUUAAGGAAUGGUCAGAUCAAAUCAUUAAUCGUCUAUUUGUAUUAUUUAUAACUGGAGAAGCUAGAGAAAUAUUAGUGCAUGGAUUUUUAAAUUUGAGAGAAAGACGAUUUCUUUCAAAUAGGCAAGAUUUACGAUAUAAUGAACUUGUUAAUUCACGUAUUAAUGAAAACAAAGUCUUAGUUAGUGGUAUAAUUGAUCAUGUUGAAUUAUACAAUCCAUCUGACUCUUCAGAUUUAUCACUCUUUGAUAAGAUAAAUGAUUGUAUUACGGAAAAUCCCGAUGAUAAUAUUGACUUAACUAAUUUCAUAGAGAAAAUAGUUCCAAUAUUGGAGGAUAAUAAAUCUAAAUAUGAGAUAAAAGUAUCAGAUGUUAAAACCCGAUCUCAGAACUAUAUUCCUUAUCAUGAAUCUGUAUUAUUAGCAGCCAAGUAUCAAACUUUUUACUACAGAAAAAUGUUAGGAUUAUUAUCUAACGAGGAUCAAAAUGAUCCUGAAUUUGCAUAUUUCAGUUUAUUAGAAAAUCUCCGAGCAAGAAAUCUUGAUCCUGAUAAACCGAUUAAUUUCAUCACACUAGUUGAAAUUUUAAGAAAGUAUAAGCAAUUACUUUAUAGUGAUUUUGUAAAGUUAAGUAGAGGAGAGAGUAUUGGAUUUUCACCAUUUGAUGAAUACGUACAAGAGAAUCAAUAUAAUGAAUCAUAUAAUCCAGGAUCUAUAAUACAAAACGAAGAAGUGGAAAUGGAAGUAGACAUGGAAGGUAACGAUUUUCUUUCAUAUAAAAAGUUAGACAUUGAUGAGCUCAAUAAUGCUGAUAAAGAAUUUGAUUUUCAUAAAGUUUUAACUCCAGAACUCUUAAGAAAUUGGAAAAUACCGCCUACAUUAAGAUAUUUUGCUGCUCGAGGUUCACAGUUUUAUCAUCUCUUGCAAAAUCAUUUAGGAUCUAAAACUUCCAUAGAAUAUCAUAAUGGUAAGACAGGAAAAGUAAUUCAAAUUAAAAAGCAUGAAUACGAUGAAGAAAUAUUAUCUCAACAAAUAGCUUAUACCAGUACAUUUUGGGAUGGUGAAAGAUUACCAUCACCUACUAAAAAUCUUGAUAAGUGUAAGUAUUGUAUGUUUCUGUCAAAAUGUUUAAUACCUAACAGUGGAUUUACUGAGUAUGAAAAUAAAAAGUUAUUGGGAUCUACUAUAAGUCAUUUUUUGCAUUCAGAUUACGCCAAUUAACAAAUUAAAUAAAAUUAAAUAAAAUAAAAUUAAAUAGAGAAUAUAUACUUAAAAUUUUUUUUAAUAUGUAAAUCAUCAUCAAAAGAUACAUCAUACACUAAUAGACCGAAAUCUUCUUUCAAAAUGAAAAGUAUGAGAUCUUCUGCAGAUGAUUUAAGUCAAUAUUUGGGACUCGUUUACCACAAUACACCUCUUCAUGUCAUGUACGUAGUGAUAAAUCCCAGAAAUA